CGUUGGCCCAGAAGUAUUUCUGAAAUGAUGACCGGACAGUUUUUACAGAUGUUGACGGGAGGAGGAAACAGAGUUUCUUGUUUCUGAAGAAGUCUGACAGAAAACAACUCUUCUUUCCAGCUGGACUGUUUCUACGAGAGACUUUAAGGCAGACAGAGUGAGGACCAUCAUCUUAAAGGACAGCCGACAGAGAGACACUGUCAUGAUGACAGACAACCAUUAUGACAACGAGAUGGACAGCAGCGCCCUCUGGAUCAAAGAUGCUCCCUCUGUCUCUCGCCCAGGACUCUCGUUUCCAGGACUCUCCAGGUUCAGGUCCUGGUUGUUUCCUGCUCUGACAGCUGUCGUCCUCCUGAUUGUGAUCAUAGCACUGGGGACCAGCAACGCAAAGACAUCGAAUCGCCUGUGGACUGUGGACCAGACUGUUUCCAACAUGAGCGACAUCAUCCAGUCCCUGAACGCCUCACUGCAGCAGGCUCAUGAAACAGCUAAUGAGGCUAAGCGGCUGCAGUUUGCUGUGGAGAACAACAAGGUCCAGCUGGCCUCAGUGUCGGAUGCGUUGAAGCAGCUGUCCGCCUUGGAUUCUCUCAGCAAGGCGGUCGCCUCCCUCAAAUGUUCCCUUGAACACAUCAUCAAGAACAGCUCAGCGGUGGACGGCUGUUGUCCUCUUGGUUGGGAGAAGUUCGAAUCCGACUGUUUUUUCUUCAGCACGUUGUCCCUGUCCUGGAACAACUCCAGAGACUGGUGUGACAAAGAGGAUGCUCACCUGCUCAUAGUCCACACGGACAAGGCGUGGGACUUUGUGAUCCGUGAGACAGCUUCUCAGUUCUUCUGGGUUGGUCUGUCAGACUGGAGGACCGGGCGGUGGGAGUGGGUCAACCUGACACCGUACACCAUGGAGCGCAGGCGAUGGGCUCCCGGUCAGCCUGACAACUGGAACGGUCACGGCCUGGGCCCUGGUGGUGAAGACUGUGCUCACCUGCACUUCAAUGGUCGCCUCAACGACCAGCACUGCUCCAUCAAGAUGCGCUUCAUCUGCCAGAAACACAGCCUUCGUGUCUAGACCCACACGGUGUUCACCCUGCUGUACAUCGUAACCAGAGCACCACAAACUGAUCAGCUCUGACCCUCAUCAGUUAAAAACAAGAACAGAACAGUGGAAGGUGAACAGCCGGAUUAUUCCUAACCAAUUAUAGAAAGUAAAUUCUACAAAAUCCUUAUUAAGGAUGUGCGUUAUUAACCUGUUAUUAUUUUGUAGUUGACUCUUUUUUAAACUGUAUUUUUUUAAUGUGUUGCUUUUCUGUAAAGGUUGAGUUGCCCUGUUGUUGAAAUGUGCCACAGAAAUAAACCUGCCUUGCCUCUUGCUGUUA
Molecule: messenger RNA, 1370 nt
Organism: Micropterus dolomieu (smallmouth bass)
Lineage: Eukaryota; Metazoa; Chordata; Actinopteri; Centrarchiformes; Centrarchidae
Product: C-type lectin domain family 10 member A-like
Exons: 9
Coding region: 203-1063 (286 amino acids)
Source: RefSeq, a predicted model, not a curated record